Chanos chanos (milkfish) is the source of this 1854-nucleotide messenger RNA. RefSeq names its product solute carrier family 23 member 1-like. Gene Ontology annotation, cellular component: membrane. The transcript has 12 exons. Gene Ontology annotation, biological process: transmembrane transport. Bases 1 to 1854 code for a protein of 617 amino acids. The record is from RefSeq and is a predicted model, not a curated record. Gene Ontology annotation, molecular function: transmembrane transporter activity. NCBI's taxonomy places the organism in Eukaryota, Metazoa, Chordata, Actinopteri, Gonorynchiformes, Chanidae.
AUGGCUCCUGAGAAAGAAAGCAAUGGGCUGGACAACUAUGCAUUUGCUGUGGAUGGUGUGGAGAACCUCUGUGAGUUGGCUGAUGGAAAAGACAGAAAGAACUCAGAUUUAUCCCAUGAGGACAACACAAGCAAACUAGCUUACUGCGUCACUGAUGUCCCACCAUGGUACCUAUGCAUCAUCCUGGGAAUUCAGCACUAUUUAACAGCAUUCGGAGGUAUUAUUGCCAUUCCACUGAUCCUUUCCCAAGGGCUGUGUCUACAGCACGAUAGCCUCACUCAGAGCCACCUUAUCAGCACCAUCUUCUUUGUCUCUGGCAUAUGUACCUUACUUCAAGUCACCUUUGGAGUCAGAUUACCCAUUCUACAAGGUGGCACUUUCACCUUGCUUGCACCUUCUAUGGCUUUGCUGUCGAUGCCAGAGUGGGUUUGUCCUGCAUGGACGCAAAAUGCCAGCUUGGUCAACACCUCCUCCCCAGAGUUCAUUAAUGUGUGGCAGAGUCGCCUGCAAGUGCUCCAAGGCUCCAUUAUGGUGGGAUCCCUGUUUCAGGUGUUUGUGGGAUUCUCUGGUUUGAUUGGCCUCUUCAUGCGCUUCAUUGGUCCUCUGACCAUUGCACCAACCAUCUCCCUGAUUGGUCUGUCCCUUUAUGACUCAGCUGGCAUGAACGCAGGAAACCACUGGGGUAUUUCUGCCAUGACAACAGCUUUAAUUAUACUGUUCUCACAGUAUCUUCGUCAUAUUGCUGUCCCUUUUCCCACAUAUAACAGGGCUGAGAAAUGUCACACCUCUAGGAUGUACAUUUUUCAAAUAUUGCCGGUGCUGUUGGGAAUCACACUGUCCUGGCUGAUCUGUUACCUCUUUACCAUCUAUAAUGUCUUACCUUCAGAUCCAACCCAGUAUGGCUACCUGGCUCGCACUGACAUUAAUGGUGAUGUCAUAAGCCGUGCACCAUGGUUCAGGUUUCCUUACCCAGGUCAGUGGGGUGUACCAACAGUGAGUCUGGCAGGGGUACUGGGGAUCCUGGCUGGUGUAAUAUCCUCCAUGAUUGAGUCUGUUGGUGACUACCAUGCAUGUGCCAGGCUGUCUGGUGCUCCUCCUCCACCCAAACAUGCCAUAAAUAGGGGAAUUGGUAUCGAAGGACUGGGGUGUCUACUGGCAGGGGCAUGGGGCACAGGAAAUGGGACCACUUCCUACAGUGAGAAUGUAGGAGCUCUGGGCAUUACCAAGGUUGGUAGUCGCAUGGUAAUUGUUGCCGGUGGUUUCCUGAUGAUUAUAAUGGGAGUGUUUGGAAAAAUUGGAGCCAUUUUCACAACUAUUCCAACUCCUGUCAUUGGUGGGAUGUUCCUGGUCAUGUUUGGGGUCAUAUCUGCAGCAGGGGUCUCUAAUCUUCAGUACGUGGACAUGAAUUCAUCUCGAAACAUCUUUAUUUUUGGAUUCUCCAUGUUUUCUGGACUAGUCAUUCCUAACUGGAUUCUCAAAAACCCCACGGCCAUAGCAACAGGUGUUAUUGAACUGGACCAGGUGCUCCAGGUUCUCUUGACCACUAGCAUGUUUGUGGGAGGGUUCUUUGGGUUUAUUCUUGACAACACCAUCCCCGGCACCAAGCAUGAACGAGGCAUUAUAGCAUGGAACAAAGCCCAUGAAGAGGACUUGGACAAUACUCUGGAAAGUAGCGAAGUCUAUGACCUGCCCUUUGGUAUCAGCUCCCGCCUCUCCUCCUCGUCAUGGGUUAGAUAUGUGCCUUUUUGUCCCUCGCAAAAGGAUAACACACAGGAGCAGACCAUGAGCAGUUCCAGCUCACUGGAUACCAAGAAGGAGCCAACUGAUCCUGUCAUCGUGGGGGUGGCCCUGUGA